CAUCCAAAACAACAAUAAAGAGGAGAAUAAAGAAUAAACACAAGGAAAAAAAAAGAUUAAAAAAUAAAAAAAUGAAUAAGAACAUGAAGCCUUCCGGUACUCUGAUGGAAACCUUUCCGGCAAUGUUCCUUCUCGUUUUAGUUGCAUCUUUCAAUAUGGUUGGAGCCCAACGUGGUGCGGGUCAACCCGGUAUGCCUGCCACAGGUCCUGCUCCUGCCGCCGCCGGCGGUUGUUUGUUUGACGUCACAAAAUACGGUGCCGUCGGAGAUGAGAAGACAGAUAUGUCAGCGGCGUUAGUGAAAGCUUGGGCCGAUGCUUGCGCGUCAACCACUCCGGCCACAAUCGUUGUUCCGACGGGGACAUUCUUAUGCGGGAGGACAGACUUGAAAGGCCCAUGCAAGGCUCCGGAAAUCACAUUCCAAGUUCAGGGAACCAUCAGUGCCCCCGCCGACAUCUCCGGCGACACGUGGUUCCUCUUCGACAACGUCAACAACUUGAACAUCAACGGCGGCGGUACUUUCGACGGGAAAGGACCCGCCGUAUGGCAAACCAAGAAGUCCGUUGCUGUGACGUUACGGUUCAACUACGUGAGCAACGCAUUCGUCCAAGGGAUAACGAGCAAGGACAGCAAGAACUUCCACUUCAUCAUAAUCGGAGGCAAGAACCUGACGUUCAGCCAGAUCACCAUCACCGCCGCGGGAGACAGCCCCAACACCGACGGAAUCCACAUGGGGAGAGCUUCUCAGAUCUCGAUCCUCGACUCGAACAUCGGUACUGGCGACGACUGCAUCUCCGUCGGAGAUGGAAUCUCGGACCUGACGGUGACGAACGUGACGUGCGGUCCCGGCCAUGGUAUCGCCAUCGGCAGCCUUGGGAUGUACAAGAAUGAGUCGCCGGUCAAAGGGAUCCACGUCAAGAACUGCACUUUGACCAACACCCUCAACGGUUUGAGGAUCAAAUCCUGGCCCGACAGGGAGGUUUGUGAUGCGUCCGACAUCCAUUUCGAUGACAUCAUCAUGAACAACGUCUCUUUCCCUAUCAUCGUCGAUCAAGAUUAUUGCCCUUGGAAUACAUGCAAGAACACGGGGCCAUCGAAAGUUUCGCUUUCGGAUAUCAGUUUUACCAACAUUGUGGGGACUUCGGGAACUCCAGAGAUUGUUCACUUGAACUGCAGCAGCCUCCAUCCAUGCCAGAAUGUGCAGCUAUCUAACAUCGACGUCAAGUCAACCUCCGGACCGGCAACAUCUGUGUGCUGCAACGUGAAGCCGACCAUUUCAGGAUCCAUCCCACCAGGAUGCUAA
Messenger RNA from Linum tenue, 1301 nucleotides. Lineage: Eukaryota; Viridiplantae; Streptophyta; Magnoliopsida; Malpighiales; Linaceae. The record is from the annotation of a GenBank genome assembly.